Messenger RNA from Linum trigynum, 2735 nucleotides. NCBI's taxonomy places the organism in Eukaryota, Viridiplantae, Streptophyta, Magnoliopsida, Malpighiales, Linaceae. The record is from the annotation of a GenBank genome assembly.
CAACAACAAAAAUUGGAUAAAAUGAGUACGUACCGCUUGAUAAUCAUCACAGUAAAUACCCUAUUCUCCGACAAAAUUGACCAUUUUUUAGGAUCCGGACAGAGAUUCAACAGUUUUCUAGGGAAAACCAAAGAAAAGUUUUUUGAAGGCAGAUCGGACUUAGCCGCAACCAACAAAACAACUACUUCCAAGAUUUUUGGGUGGGGAGGGGGAUGGGUAGAGUGAGAAACUUAGAGAGAGAGAGGAGAUUGUGUUUGGUGUGAAGAAAAUGAGAGGAAGGGUGUGGGUAUUUAUAGGGGUGGAACCGCGUGCUGGAUGGGCGGUUUGGUAUUUUUACCCCCACUAAAAACCGCGCCUCUGGCACACGGUUUACGCUUCCCAACUCGCAAACCGCGCCCUUGGGCAACGGUUAUCAAUCCACUACGCGGAUCGCUCCGCUGGCAGGAGGUUAGCCGUCAGGUCGCCUGCCCAUCACGCGGUUGUAUAGACCGCCACGUAGAGGCGCGUUUUGGCAGCUGCCCAAUGGUAAACCGCCCCUUGCCCGCGCGGUUUGAAUGAGAACCGCACCUUCGAGGCGCGGUUUAUGUGGAUGGUGGUAGAUUUGGAAUUUCUUCGGAAUGGGUGGUACUUUUGUAUAAAAAUAAAUAGUUGUAGUUUUGGAUUUUUUUUCCGGAAAAAGGCAUCUAAUUAGGUCUGCUGAUUGUUUAGAGUUAAUUAGGUUGUUAAUAUUUAAAUUAGAGAGCUGUAUGUUACCUAUUAGUGGCGCUUAAGAGUUAAGUGUCCUGCUUAAUUUACUUUACAUGAAUCAUAUACUAGUUAAUUGACCUGAAUCUACUGCAGAGUCGCCACGUGGAGCCAUCAGCCAUAGUAAGGUAUAAUUGGCCGUAGUGAAUUCCUUGGAAAAACCAGUUCAAAGAGUGGAUGAGUUGUAUUGUAGUUUGGAAGUUUGUUUGCAUUUGUUAUGUACAGAAAAGAAAGCCAGCAGGAAAAUUUCGUUGGCAAAAACCAAAAACAAAGAGGAGGUUGAACGAAUCAAACGUUCAAAAUGCAAACUGAAAGAUUAUAUUAAACAAAAAACAAAAAAGUGCUACAUUACCAACUAGCAUUGACGAAAGAAAAGGUUUGUUUGCCAAAGUAUGGCCACGUCAGGAAAAUAUGAGGGCAGGAAUGUUCUCAAAUUAUUGGAUUUGGUUAUAUGUUUUAGCUGACGAGAUACUAGCAUCAAACAAAGAAGAUGCGAGAUUUGGAUCCUGAAAAUGUGUAUACAUAAUAUGACAAUAUAUAAUAAUGGGUUAAUUGCAAGGAUGGUCACUGGGUUUACUAAAACCGUUUAUGUUUGGUCAUUGCAAAUAUUUAAUUCCAUUCAUGGUCACUAAGAUUAGUUCAAUAGUUCAAGUUUGGUCACUCUCCGUUAGUCUCCGUUAGUUUUUGCUGAUGUGGCAGUCAACUAUUAUAGUUGACCGUUAAUGAGUGACGUGGCCAUUAAAAAAUAAUAAAAUAAUAAAAUUUAAAUAGUUACCAUUUCCACCUCAUUUUACAAUUGUUAAAAAUAAAAAUAAAACUUACCUCCCGAAAAGUACACAGGAAAAACCAAACCAUCAACAAGAAAGCCAUCCCGCCGGCCGCAAGAACCAAUCCAGAGAACACUCAUUGCACAAACUCACCAUGGCGGUGUUGUCCACCACCGCAAUUUCGGCUUCGAAUGUCGCUCGCUCUACUGCUUCUUCCUCCUCCGAGCCCAAAUGUACAUUUGUGAUUCCAUUUACACUCUAAUUUCUGGCUGAUAUCGUCGUAUUUGCUCCCGUCGAUUGUCUGAUUGAGUUUGCGUUUAUUGAUUUUUUUCCCCUUCUGAUUUGUUUAGCUCUACGAAUCGGCUCGUUCCGGUUGUUGGAUCAUCCCUCCACCGCCACCGCCGUCAACCUAUCUUCUUCUCGUAAGCGCUCGUUCGCUGUAAGACCGGUGAAUGCUGAGCCGAAGCGUAACGAUGGAAUCGUUUCUCUCGCCACCGCCGUCGCCCCUGACCGCUUCCUCUACUCUCUCGACAUCUCCGCCGCCGCGCCCCGCUAAGUCCGCUCCCUCCUUCGCCACAUUUCCCCCGCUCUGCUCCCGGCCAACUCCCUCCGCGGCCGGGGCGAUUCCUGACAUUCUCCUCCCCGGGCACCGCCUCUUGAUAAUCGGCGGCUGCUGCUCCCCGCUCAUCCUCAGAAACGGCACCGUCGUGGACCAGUCGGUGUUGUCCGUGGACGGCGUCCGCGUCUUGGAUCCGGAUCUUUACGUUGGGGUCGACCGUCGCCGCUCACGGACUCGUCGAGAUUCUAGGUGGAUCGGACGAAGAUGACUUGAAUUUCGAGGAGCUUGAUGACGGGGAAAGUUAUGGCGACGAUGGAUUCUUCUGGUAUCCGAGCUCUGCUUGGCCGUCGGUGUAGAUGCCUGAGAGAAAUCGAAGGAGGGGGAGAGAAACCUAAAGGAGGGGGAGAGAAAUCGGAGGGAUCAGAAUCGCAUAGAUGACGGAGGUAAGUUUUAUUUUUAUUUUUAUGUUUUAAUAGUUGUAAAAUGAGGUGGAAAUUGUAAAUAUUUAAAUUUUAUUAUUUUUUAUUGGUCACGUCACUCAUUUAACGGUCAACUAUAUUAGUUGACUGCCACAUCAGCAAAAACUAACGAAGAUUAACGGAGAGUGACCAAACUUGAACUAUUGAACUAAUCUUAGUGACCAUGAAUGAAAUUAAAUAUUUGCA